AUUCCUUGUGGUUAGAUUAAUUAUUUUAUUUUGUCCUUUACUAUAAGAUAUGGCAAGUAAUACAGCUAGCAUACAACAAUUAUUAAAUGCUGAAAAAAAAGCUGCCGAUAAAGUAGGAGAAGCUAGAAAAAGAAAAGCAAUUCGUUUAAAACAAGCAAAAGAUGAGGCGCAAGCAGAAAUAGAAGCGUAUAGAACGGAAAGAGAGGGAGAAUUCAAAGAUUACGAAGCUCAACAUUUGGGAUCAAAAGAAGAUGUUAAAAAAAGAAUACUCAAAGAAACUGAUGAAACCAUUAAUCAAAUUAAUGAGCAUUUAAAGAAUCAAAAAACAAAGGUUGUAACAAAGCUCAUAUCAUUAGUUUUAGAUAUAAAGCCGGAAUUACCUAGAAAUUAUGUUAUUGAUUCUUAAUUAUUCUAAAUUGAAUCAUAUUUAACUUUAAAUAUAAUAAUUCUGUUAUAAAUAUUUUAUAAUUGUUAAAUUUGUAUAUCUCAUUAUUUAUAUAAAAUAUAUACUGAUCUUGAAAUAAUUUAUCUAUCAUAUUUAACAUGAUUUCUAUUGAUAUGAGCAAUUUACAAACCGUUA
Gordionus sp. m RMFG-2023 is the source of this 580-nucleotide messenger RNA. RefSeq names its product V-type proton ATPase subunit G-like. Gene Ontology annotation, biological process: proton transmembrane transport. The record is from RefSeq and is a predicted model, not a curated record. Bases 50 to 406 code for a protein of 118 amino acids. Gene Ontology annotation, cellular component: vacuolar proton-transporting V-type ATPase complex. Gene Ontology annotation, molecular function: proton-transporting ATPase activity, rotational mechanism. The transcript has 3 exons. Lineage: Eukaryota; Metazoa; Nematomorpha; Gordioida; Chordodea; Parachordodidae.